This is a messenger RNA of Fusarium sp. VM40, 1818 nucleotides long. NCBI's taxonomy places the organism in Eukaryota, Fungi, Ascomycota, Sordariomycetes, Hypocreales, Nectriaceae. The record is from the annotation of a GenBank genome assembly.
AUGGAAGAACAAAAUCCAAAUCGGUCUUCGACGACCCUCGAGGACACAACCUUUGCUCCUCUAAACACCCACCAAAGCACAAUGAGCCGCGUGCGCCGCUCCCUCUCUCACACGCACACCCACUCCCACGACGGCUCACAGAAGGAAACCCGCGAUCCAGACCUCGACAUCGACCUGCCCUACCGGACUCUCAGUGCCAACGCCAAUCUCGACGAGUACCGUGUGGAAGUCCCCGGGGGCGCCAUCCCCGGCCCCGUGCAGCCCGAGGCGAUCGCGCGCAAGUCGACGAACCAUGAGCCCGGCCAAGAGCGCCGCUACAAGCUCGUUACUUUCACGCCAGGGGAUCCAGAGAAUCCCAAGAAUUGGAGCAAGGCGUACAAGUGGUGGUGCACCAUGUGUGUGGCGUUGACGUGCUUUGUUGUUGCCUUCUGCUCAAGUGUCAUCACUGCUGAUAUCGCGGGCGUGGUGAGGGAUCUCAACGUGAGUAACGAGCUGGCGCUUGUGAGCAUCAGUGUGUUUGUGGUGGGAUUCGGUGUUGGGCCUAUGGUGUUUGCGCCUCUUUCUGAGAUUUACGGACGACGCAUUAUCUACGGAUCUACCCUCCUCGUGGCCGUCAUCUUCGUCAUUCCUUGCGCCGUGGCACAGAAUAUCGAGACUCUUCUCGUAUGCCGAGCCCUCGGCGGUAUUGCUUUCUCUGCGCCCAUGACUCUUGUCGGAGGUACCCUCGCCGAUAUGUGGAAGAAUGAAGAGCGUGGUGUACCCAUGGCUGCUUUCUCUGCUGCCCCCUUUAUCGGCCCUGCCAUCGGUCCUCUCGUCGGUGGCUUCCUCUCCGACGCCGCUGGUUGGCGCUGGCUCUACUGGAUCCAGCUUAUCCUCGCCUUCGUUGUCUGGGUCCUCAUCACCUUCACCGUCCCCGAGACCUACGCCCCUACUCUCCUCGCCCGCCGCGCCCGCAAGCUCCGAGCUUCAACUGGCGAGACCGACCACGUUACAGAGCAGGAGCUCGAUCUGCGACCAAUGUCUGAGCGACUUAGAAUCUUCCUCAUUCGACCAUUCCAGCUUCUCUUCGGCGAGCUUAUCGUCUUCCUCAUCUCUCUGUACAUGAGUGUCCUCUACGGUCUCCUGUACAUGUUCUUCGUUGCCUUCCCUAUCAUCUACCAGAAGGGCAAGGGCUAUUCUGCUGGAAAGACUGGUCUCAUGUUCAUUCCCGUUGCCGUUGGUGUUCUCUGCUCUGCUGCUUGUUCGCCCUUUGUCAACAAUCACUACAUCAAGCUUGUCAAGAAGCACAACGGCAAUCCUCCCGCUGAAGUCCGUCUUAUUCCCAUGAUGAUCUCAUGCUGGUGCAUCCCCAUCGGUCUCUUCAUCUUCGCCUGGACUUCAUACGAGGAUCUUUCUUGGGCUGGCCCUGCCAUGGGUGGUUUCCCUGUCGGCUUUGGCUUCAUCUUCCUCUACAACUCUGCCAACAACUACCUUGUCGACUCAUACCAGCACCAAGCCGCUUCUGCCCUCGCUGCAAAGACCUGUAUCCGAAGUUUCUGGGGUGCCGCUGUGGUUCUCUUCACUGAGCAGAUGUACGAGCGUCUCAACGAUCAGUGGGCCUCGACACUCCUGGCCUUUAUCAGUCUUGCUUGCUGUGCCAUCCCCUUCCUGUUCUGGAAGUACGGAGCCAAGAUCCGUAGCCGUAGCAAGUACGCUUACGCUGGCGAGGAGAGCGACGUUGAUGAUAUCGAGAAGGCCAAGAGCUCUCGUCCUCGCGGCGAAGACUCUGAGAAUGACGAAGACUUGCGCCGUGCUCGAAGCUACGUCAGCAACCCUUAA